Molecule: messenger RNA, 894 nt
Organism: Prorocentrum cordatum
Lineage: Eukaryota; Dinophyceae; Prorocentrales; Prorocentraceae
Source: the annotation of a GenBank genome assembly
AUGGCGAGUGCUCCUGCCAAGUUCGUCAAUGAUGUUGCAGAAGAUCUGCUGCACCUGUGGUGGUCGCCAGAAGACUUCGAGUCCUUCCUCGGCGAGCAGGUGGAGAUUGCCACGGCCUACUCGGAAGCAGUGGAGCGUGGCGAGGAGGCGCUGUUCCGGACCGACCCCGUGCUCGCCAACAACUCCCGCAGGGGCCUCGGCCUCGGCCGCGGCCCUACGCGGGCGAGCAACUCGCAGGCGUACUUCACCGCUGUCAUGGACGAGCAGGACAGGCAGCGACGUCUAGGAGAGUCGUGGACUUCGAGGCCCUGUCCCGCGUGGCGGCGGAGGCCAGCCUGGCAGAGGUGCAAUACUCCUUGGAGAACGCCGCGAGGGACGCCGAGGACACCCAGAAGUACAUGGCAGAAGCUACGUGCGUGCUGGAGGACCUGGACGAGGAGGCGGAGGACUACCCAGCGGCGUUUUUCGAUGAUUUCGAGGCGCCAGGGGCUUCGCCGGCGGCGUCAGGCGCGCGGUGGCCGGAGACGCCUUCCCAAGCGGCGUUCGCCGCGUCGGCGGGCCGAGUCGGGCGCCGUCCUUCCGAGAUUUCAGUCCCGUCCGAUGGUGAGGACGCCUACUGCGGCUCCUUCGGGGAGCGCGUUCCCCGCCCUCAUGUGCCCGCACAAGACGGACUCGACGGUCGGCGACGGCUUGCUGAGACCUGUCAUCUUGUGGCAUUGCAGCGUCAAGGAGGCUGAGCUGAAGGUUGAGCGGCUUGGAUUCGAGGUCGCGGGGCGCCUGCGGGUAGACAUGGGUGCGGAAAGGUUUGGCGUGACGCUCAUCACGAAGCCGCUCGUUAUGAUGUAUCUCGAGUGUUCGUUGCGGCCGCAGCUCUGGGGCGGCCGCACCCGAUGA